Cyprinodon tularosa is the source of this 1992-nucleotide messenger RNA. RefSeq names its product beta-carotene oxygenase 1, like (gene bco1l). Gene Ontology annotation, molecular function: carotenoid dioxygenase activity; beta-carotene 15,15'-dioxygenase activity. Bases 134 to 1723 code for a protein of 529 amino acids. The record is from RefSeq and is a predicted model, not a curated record. The transcript is spliced from 11 exons. Gene Ontology annotation, biological process: retinal metabolic process; carotene catabolic process. NCBI's taxonomy places the organism in Eukaryota, Metazoa, Chordata, Actinopteri, Cyprinodontiformes, Cyprinodontidae.
ACAUCUGCCCCACUUACGUAAUGCAGGAUUAUGUCGACUUGAAGCGAACCACGUAGCCUGAGGAAGGCAGCAUAAAUGAAGCCGGCUGCCCAGCGCCUGGGUUCCUUUCUUCAGGGGAGAUCAAACACAAAACAUGCAGUCGAUUAUUUCACGGAACGGGUUGGAGACUCCAGAGCCUGUGAAGGCAGAAGUUAAAGGAAGCGUCCCCUCGUGGCUCCAGGGCACGUUGCUGAGGAACGGCCCCGGGCUUUUCUCAGUGGGAAACUCCGAGUACAACCACUGGUUUGACGGUCUGUCGCUGAUUCACAGCUUCACCUUCAGCGGCGGGGAGGUGACUUACAGAAGCAAAUAUCUGAAGAGCGAGACGUAUAAGAGGAACAUCAAGGCCGACAGGAUCGUGGUGUCUGAGUUUGGGACCAUGGUUUAUCCCGAUCCCUGCAAAAACAUCUUUGCCAGGGCGAUGACACAUUUCCGCAACAUCAUCCCGGAUUUCACAGACAACAACCUGAUCAACAUCAUCCGUUAUGGUAAGGACUACUACGCCUCCUCCGAGGUCAACUACAUCAACCAAGUGGACCCAAACUCCCUGGAAACUGUGAGCAGGGAAAACUACAGGAACCACAUAGCUGUAAACCUGGCUACGGCUCACCCUCACUACGACAGAGAAGGGAACACCUUCAACAUGGGCACCGCCAUUAUUGGCCUCGGACGCCCAAAGUAUGUCAUUUUCAAAGUACCGGGAAAUGCUUCAGAUAAAGACCCCAAAAAGCCUGCGCUGAGAAAAGUCCAGCAGAUGUGUUCCAUUCCUUUCCGAUCCACUCUCUAUCCCAGCUACUUCCACAGCUUCGGCAUGACUGAGAACUACAUUGUGUUUGUGGAGCAGUCCUUCAAACUGGACAUCAUCAAACUGGCGACGGCUUAUUUCAGAGGAGUCAACUGGGGCAGCUGCCUCAAGUUCGAUGAGAAAGAAAAUACGUUCUUUCAUGUCAUCGAUAUAAAGACGAGGAAAGCAACAUCCUUUAAGUACUACACUGAUGCUCUGGUGGUCUUCCAUCACAUCAAUGCCUACGAGGAGGACGGCCACGUGGUGUUCGACAUCAUCACCUACAAGGACAGCAACCUGUACAACAUGUUCUACCUUCACAACAUGACAGACGAGACGGACAACUUCAUCAACGCCAACAAGGAGUUCUCCCCGCCCUUCUGCCAGAGGUUCAUCUUGCCUCUCAGCAUCCAGAAGGAUUCCCCCAAAGGAACCAACCUCGUGACUUUGACGGACGCGACAGCGCAGGCGGUGAUGCAGGACGACGGCUCCAUCUACUGCAAACCUGACACCAUCUUUAAAGGAAUGGAGCUGCCAGGGAUUAAUUACAACUUCAACGCCAGAAAGUACAGAUACUUCUAUGGCUCCAGGCUGGAGUGGUCUCCUCAUCCUAACAAGAUCGCCAAGGUCGACAUCGUCACCAGAACGCAUAUCGAGUGGCAGCAGGAGAACUGCUACCCUUCAGAGCCCGCGUUUGUGGCGUCUCCAGGAGCCGUGGAGGAAGACGAUGGAGUCAUUCUGUCUUCCGUCGUGUCUUCGGAUCCGAACGUUUCACCUUUUCUGCUCGUCCUAAAUGCCAGGACCUUUGAGGAGAUCGCCCGGGCCUCCGUCCCAGUCCCCGUCCACAUGGACCUUCACGGGAUGUUCAUUCCCAGCACAGGAAGCCAAGAAAGCAGUUAGAAUGAUUAUUCCUUUUAAGGAUAUACUACAUCAUGAGGAACGCAGAGACCGUGAGGUUGCCUUGGAAAUGAAAACGGGAAACAAACUGGAAAGUUUUCAUUGUCAUCGGACGUGAAUCCAUGUUUCAAAGUCCGGUCAGUACUUUAAGUACAUCCUGUUCAAUAAAUGAUCAGUGUUUUUAAUUCAGAGUAAUUUUCAUGUGAAUGUGCUUUACUGGAGGCAUCCAUGUUUGUCAAAGAACACUACUGCCACCUACUGGUUAGUGACGU